ACUGUUCAAUGAAAAUAAAACGAUUCUGCUCAAUCAACGUCAAAAACGUCGAAUAUUGUCUCUCAUGAUAUACCGAAAUAGUGCGGUGAUAUAUGCUGAUUAAAUUGUCUGAACGCUAGUUUUAAAAAUGCCGAAACGUCCUUGUCCCUUCGAAGCGGAUUUGCUACCGCAGGUGAAAGUGCACGUGGGACAAAAACAGAUGAACAACGGCGUGUUGAGAGAUGAACGGAUGAAAGAUGUUUACGACAAGACUCUGAAUCUGCUCAAGACAGGUGCAAAGACACUCUCGUAUAAAUUGAAUGCAUCUGCGCAAAUGGAUUCUAUAGAUCUACCUCCACUGCGACAACUGUCACCUUGCAAACUAAAAUCUACAUCUAAUCUAAAACAGAUGCUAUUGACAGACAAAUUGCAAUUGAAAGUUAGCAAUAAGAUUAUGAAUGAUAUCCGGAUGGAUCUUUGCGGAUGUUGCCGGCUGAUAGAUCAAUCUACAAUAAGCAAAUGCUAUUACUGUGACCAGAUACUAUGUUCUUCUUGUCUGUUUGCAUGCACUGGCUGUUCAGAAACAUUCUACUUGAUAACCACUGAUGAAACUACAAAGAAGGAACUGGAAACAAUCAAAUACGUUUCAAUAAUGCAACCUGAUAAUGCCAAUGGAGAUAAUGUGUAUUUACAAAAUACAUCAAAUUCCACAAACUCAGAGAAUGAGGCUAUUCAAAAUUGGGAAGAUAAAAAUUAUGAAGACAAAUAUCCUGUUGGAAAUGAAGCAUAUAAACAAGAUGAAGUUACAGCAGACAAAAUAGUGAUAGAUAAGAUAAACACAGAAGUAAUCAAGAAAAGAAUCAGAAGAAGUAAUCGUUUGUUAAUAAAUGAUAAAAAAGAAAAUUUGAAGACGGCUAUUUGUGGUAAGGUAUUAAAGCAGAAGAGAACGACAAGGAAAUCAAAUAAAACAGCACAGAACACGAUAUCAAAUGAGAUGUUAACAAUGUUAUAUAAGAAGUUGGAAUCUGAAAAAUACGAAAAAUCAAUGUUACCAUCAUUUGGAAGCAUUAGACCUAAUAAUACUAAUAACACAUUGAACAUUCCAUAUGGAAUAGCAAAACAGGAGGAAUCACAUUACAAUUACAGUUCAAAUAAUAGAAAUAUGUUGCAGUAUCUAGAUUACAAUAAUUUGAGACAUGAGAAUUUGAAACAGCCAAUCUUGAUCAAUUCUAACCCAUGGCCCGUUGUACCAAAAAGUGACCAGAAUUUCAUAUUGAACAAUAUUACUAAUACGCAAAAUCAAGUAGGACAAACUGGUUUCAUUAAUAAUAAACAAUAUCAUAAUGCAUACACUGCUGCUGAUUACAACUCAAAACAAAAUGAAAAUCCAUACUUUCAUUCUUCAAUUAAAUCUACAGAUUCCCGUCAAUUAUUUGGUAUUGAAAACAAAGUUUUUCGUUGUUCGUGUAACGCCUGUACAAGUAACAUGUGGAACAACAUGCAUACUGGCGUUGAAGCUUUUCCGAAAAAGGAAAAUGCAACAGUUCAACAAAUACCUAAUAACAGUAUUUUAAGUUAUAUUCCAACAACUGUUACUGCUAAUGAUACCUGGAACACUGCAGUAGGAUCGUUUAAUUACUUGCCUAAUUAUCAACCAUUACAAGCAGAUUACAACUUUAAAAGGUUAUUUUAUAGUGGUUUCAAUACAAUGAACAAUGUGGACAAUAGUGGAUACAAUGUGAUGGCAAGAAGAAAUAUAAUGUCUCCGUUGAAUAAUUGGAACCCUCAGAUAAAUCACUUAACGAUUCCAUAUAAUAGCAAUACAAACGUUACUCUGGAUGCGUCUGUCCCAUCUGAACCAUUACCGUCGUCUUCUCUUUAUACAGGCAAUAGUAGCACACAAUUUAGUAACUAUUAUAACAAAGAUCUGGUGAAAGUGGAUAUGUCUCAAUAUAAGGAAAGAGAUAAUUUUAAUCCAUCCACAAUACCUAGCUUUGAAAACUCUUUACCUACUACUAAUGCACAUAGAUUAGAUUCUGAAUCAACACAUACUUCAUCACAAAACAGUACAUCAACCAAUGAUAGUGGUAUAAUAUAUGAUAUUACAAAUUUUGUUCCUGAAACGAAUACACCCAAUGGAUCUCAAGAAUCUCCAUCUUAUGUAUAUGCUAAGGAGAUGGACAAAAAUUGGUCAUCAAACUUAUCUAAUAUCUAAAAAAAUAUUUUUUAAUAUUAUUUGCAGAUUAGCUUUUUAUAAGUUCUUUUUUGUUAAACGAAAUAUUUUGAUAUUUGAUUGAUGUUCGAUGUUUUGAUAUAUGUUUUUAUUUUUUAUUGUGAAAUGAUUAUAUUAAUAUAUACACAAUAAUAUGUGUUAAAAAGAGGUUUUGUUUAUAAUAUAUAUACAAUGCAAUUUGUAUUUCUUAGAUAUUUGGCAUACUAUGAUACAUGUAUUAAAUAUUUAAAAAAAAAGUAUAAAUAAUACGUAAUAUAAAAAUUUCUCUGAAACUACGUUUAAAUAUGUAACAUCAUAUCACGCGCGUUUUUUUUUUUUUUUUAUUUAAUGCAGACAUUGUAAUUGUAGUCUCGCAUUUUUUUACAUUUUAAAUAUCAUUUACAUUUUUAGUUUGAUUUAUGAAACGGUCCUAGAAUAAAAAAGAACUGAUGUAUAAUUUAAAACUGUAGUUUGAUUUAUGAAACGCUCCUAGAAUAAAAAAGAACUGAUGUAUAAUUUAAAACUAAAUAUACAGGCAGAUUAUAAUACACAAUAUAUCUAUAUAUUAUACUUGUUUUAAUGUAUAUAAUUUUCCUUUCCUACUAUUUGAAUUAAGUACACCUGUAUGCGGUAUGUAUCGAAAAGUACUGGUAUAAAACUUGUAUCUGUUAAUUAUAAUAAAAAAAGUACUAUUAUAAGAA
This is a messenger RNA of Formica exsecta, 2892 nucleotides long. RefSeq lists its product as uncharacterized. The transcript is spliced from 4 exons. Gene Ontology annotation, molecular function: CD27 receptor binding. Lineage: Eukaryota; Metazoa; Arthropoda; Insecta; Hymenoptera; Formicidae. Gene Ontology annotation, biological process: extrinsic apoptotic signaling pathway. Bases 128 to 2194 code for a protein of 688 amino acids. The record is from RefSeq and is a predicted model, not a curated record.